Anthonomus grandis grandis is the source of this 2051-nucleotide messenger RNA. RefSeq names its product thioredoxin reductase 1, mitochondrial-like. The coding region runs from base 79 to 1680 and encodes 533 amino acids. The transcript is spliced from 8 exons. Lineage: Eukaryota; Metazoa; Arthropoda; Insecta; Coleoptera; Curculionidae. Gene Ontology annotation, cellular component: mitochondrion; cytosol. Gene Ontology annotation, molecular function: flavin adenine dinucleotide binding; glutathione-disulfide reductase (NADPH) activity; thioredoxin-disulfide reductase (NADPH) activity. Gene Ontology annotation, biological process: cell redox homeostasis; glutathione metabolic process; cellular response to oxidative stress. The record is from RefSeq and is a predicted model, not a curated record.
GUAUAACUCGCAUGCGGGUCGUUUCAGUGUUAAAUUGGGUGCAUUUUUAGUUUCAAGUUGAUCUACUAUUGGGUCGAAAUGCCGUGUUGGGGUUCGAAAUCGAAAUCGUACGAUACAAAAGAAAAAGGUAAAAAAGUGGACGCUGGUCGUAAAAAUAAGGGAAAUUUAGUGAACAAAGAGGCAGGAGUUUUAAAUAACGACGUAACCACUGUAACCAGUAAAGGAAAUUAUGAUUACGAUCUCGUCGUCAUUGGCGGAGGUUCCGGGGGUUUGGCGGCUGCCAAAGAAGCCACCGCUUUGGGUGCGAAAGUUGCUGUAUUAGAUUUUGUGACCCCAACACCACUGGGAACCAAAUGGGGUCUUGGAGGCACGUGCGUAAAUGUGGGUUGCAUCCCGAAAAAACUGAUGCAUCAAGCUGCUUUAUUAGGGGAAGCUAUUCACGAUUCUAAAAGUUAUGGAUGGCAAGUAGGCGAUAAUGUCAGUCACAGUUGGGAUGCAUUGAGAGAUGCCGUCCAGGCCCAUAUCAAAUCUGUCAAUUGGGUUACCAGGGUGGAACUGAGGGAUAAGGCUGUAGAAUACAUCAACGGCUUAGGAACGUUCGUAGACCCGCACACGGUGCAAGCGCAAACCAAACAGGGAGAGCGCCUCUUAAAAGCGAAAUAUUUCUUGAUCGCGGUGGGUGGUAGACCCCGAUACCCAGACAUACCCGGUGCGAUCCAGCACGGGAUCACCAGCGAUGACAUUUUCAGCCUGAACCGGGCACCGGGUAAAACAUGCAUAGUCGGCGCGGGAUACAUCGGUCUGGAAUGCGCGGGUUUCCUGAAAGGUUUGGGCUACGACGCCACCGUACUGGUCAGAUCUGUACCUCUGCGAGGUUUCGAUCAACAAAUGGCGAGCAUCAUUGUUGCAGAAAUGGAGGAUAAGGGCGUUAAGUUUGCUCACAAGACAAUCCCAAAAUCAGUGGAAAAACUGGAAACGGGCAAGUUAAAGGUCACAUGGACCGACGACCAAAAUCAGGAGUUCAGCGACGAGUUCGACACGAUCUUGUUCGCGAUCGGUCGCAGGCCUCUCACCAAAGAGUUGAACUUGGAGAAUGCCGGCGUCAAGGUGGCAGAAGACGGUGAGAAAAUUGAUGCCGAUAAUGAACAAACUAACGUGCCCCAUAUUUAUGCCGUUGGGGAUGUACUUUAUAAAAAACCUGAGUUAACCCCAGUUGCAAUUCACGCGGGUCGUCUUUUAUCUAGGCGAUUAUUUGGUAACGGUACUGUUAACAUGGAUUAUGAAAAUGUAGCCACAACGGUGUUUACACCUUUGGAAUAUGGAGCAGUAGGUUUAAGUGAAGAAAAAGCGAUCGAACGUUUCGGCGAAGAUAACUUAGAGAUAUACCACGCGUAUUACAAGCCCACGGAGUUUUUCAUACCGCAAAAGAACAUCACCCAUUGCUAUUUGAAAGUUGUAGCUUUAAGAGAGGGAGACCAGAAAGUACUUGGGAUGCAUUUUAUCGGGCCUCAGGCCGGAGAGGUUAUACAGGGUUUCGCCGCUGCUAUUAAGUGUAACUUGACAGUAAACGCGUUAUUAAGCACAGUAGGGAUCCACCCGACAAUAGCCGAAGAAUUUACGAGAAUCAGUGUGACCAAACGUUCCGGAAAAGACCCUAAUCCGGCCUCGUGCUGCAGUUAAACUUCUCUCCACACAUUCUCACGUGCUGACUGGCUCUUCCGGUUACUCCCACGCGUGUGUGCACACAUAAAAUGUACUUCACUGUUUUGCAUUGCAACAAAAAAAAACAAAGUAUUAUUGUAAACGAAUUUAUUGAAUUAUUUGCGGUCUACAACUUUGUUUUAUCCACUUUUUUUUUCAUUUAUAUAUUAUCUGUUAUACAAACUAAGUAAUAAAUUGUUAUUGAUUGAGAUGUUAGUCCUGUGAUACACUACCACUCAAAGAGGUGUAUUUUUUGUUUUUUUCUUUUGGAAAAUGAAACUGGGUUAUAAACACCCGCUGUUGGAUGAUAUAUUUUGGAUGUGAACAUUUAAAUAAAUUAUUCUUAGAUA